UUGCAAAUAUUUUCAAUAGAUUUUCUGUCUUGAUACAAGAUGGCGCGCUAAAGUUUUAAAUUCACUGAUUUUUUUAUCUGCAGUCGGCAAGUUUUCUUCAGAAGAAAUCUAGGCUUGUCAUUGGGGGAAAAUUAGGAUUUCAAAUUAACGCGCGCAUGCGCAGAAAAUUAUUUCAAGUGUUGUGAUUGGUGAUAGACGCCAUUGUUUUUUCUGGAAGAUUCAUAAUAAACUCAUCAGCUGACUUGUCAAUUGUCAUUCUUAUGAAUUUUAGUGUUUUUUAAUAUUAAAAAAUAUUUUAAAUAAAUUUAAAUAAUGUCUUUUAUGCCGCAAUGGCCGAAUCUUCGGCCGAGAGCUACGGAUCCGCUGUGGUUCAAUGUUGACAAACCUAUUGAUGAUGAAGAGGAGGUAGAAAAACUUGAAACCAUGAACCAGGCAUGGAAAGAUCGUGUCAAAGCUCUGUACAGUGAUCAAAUUCCUAUCGGAAAAUCAGCAAGUGAUUUCCGUGGCUCAGAGGAAGAAGACGAUGAAGAAGAGGAAGAAGAAGGCGAAGGUGAAGAAGAAGAAGAGUCGGACACUCAUGAAGAAGAAGAAGAAGAGUUUGAUGAGAUUGACAUGGAAGUCAGCUACACUCAUCAACAGCAAAGAUCUAGCCCGACUGACACCCCUACUGAUCCAGUUUCCAUAAGAAUGGUGACUACUUCUCGCUACUCAUAAGAAUAAAACCAUUUCCUAUUUACUAACUUUAUUUAUUUAUUUAAUAAUUAUUAAGAAACAAAGUUUAUAAAAUUAACCAAUCGUCGUAAAUAAUAAUGCUAAUUUCUAGAUAAUAAAACUUGUGAUAAUUUUA
This is a messenger RNA of Cotesia glomerata, 847 nucleotides long. RefSeq names its product anaphase-promoting complex subunit 15-like. Gene Ontology annotation, biological process: regulation of mitotic cell cycle spindle assembly checkpoint. NCBI's taxonomy places the organism in Eukaryota, Metazoa, Arthropoda, Insecta, Hymenoptera, Braconidae. Gene Ontology annotation, cellular component: anaphase-promoting complex. The record is from RefSeq and is a predicted model, not a curated record. The coding region runs from base 313 to 714 and encodes 133 amino acids. The transcript has 3 exons.